Messenger RNA from Eurytemora carolleeae, 1352 nucleotides. Its product is annotated as kelch-like protein diablo. The coding region runs from base 178 to 1113 and encodes 311 amino acids. The record is from RefSeq and is a predicted model, not a curated record. Gene Ontology annotation, molecular function: protein binding. NCBI's taxonomy places the organism in Eukaryota, Metazoa, Arthropoda, Copepoda, Calanoida, Temoridae. The transcript is spliced from 13 exons.
CCACAGCAUAUUCUCUUCUCUAUUGGUGGAUUCAGUGGUCAAGCACCUUCUUCUGCCAUAGAUGUUUAUGAUAUCAGGAGCAACAGAUGGAGACGAGUAGAUUUUUCUCUGCCUGUUGGUAUUGCAUAUCCAUCUGCAGAGGUUCAUAAAGAUAAGAUAUAUUUGGUUGGAGGUGUAAUGCAACCAAACCAUCAACAACCCCAAGAGUUUUCCAAUUUAUGCUUCUCAGUUAAUAUUGGAUCUAAGAGAGUUGAACCAUAUCCUGGAAUGCUAGAGAAACGAAAUUUUGUUACAUCUGCAGUAGUAAACAACACUUUGUAUGCACUAGGAGGCAAGCCUGAUCCAGGGGUUCAGAUAAGGCUAAACUCCUGUGAGCAACUGAAACUUAAAGAUGAUCAACCGAAAUGGAAACAUAUUUCUCCCAUGGUACAUUCAAGGUCAGAUGCGGGUACAGCUGUACUUAAUGACAAGAUAUAUGUUAUUGGAGGGUUCAGUGGAGAAACUAGUUUACGAAGUGUAGAGGUCUACAAUACAAACACUAAUGCAUGGAGUACAGCACCCCCACUUAAUAUAAAAAGAACUGGAGUAUCCUGUGUAGAACUAGGUGGGAGAAUAUAUGCUCUGGGUGGGAAUGAUGGUGGAGAAAGACUGUCCUCUGUUGAAAGAUAUUCUCCGCUGAAUAACAGAUGGGAGCUGAUGUCACCAAUGCUAUGUUCUCGGAGUAAUUUUGGUGUUGGUGUAGUAGAAGGGAAGAUUAUAGUGUUUGGUGGAUAUGACGGGAAUCAUGUCACACGAACCAUUGAGAUAUAUCAUCCGGAUCUAGAUGAAUGGAGAGAAGGUUGUCCAAUGCUGUAUCCUACAUCAGGCAUGGCAACAGCUGUAGUUCAGACUUCAAAUAUUUCAAGCUUUUUACAGGAGGAUUACUGCUAUGAUAGAAAACAUGAACUACUGAUGGAAAACAGGAAUAAAACAUCCACGGAUAGAGAUGUUCUUUUCUAUGAGGAUAUCGACAGUGAAGAUUAUGCCGAGGAAGAGGAAGAGGACCUUUUUUAUGAAACUGAUCAUGAAGAUAAUGAUGAUGAUGAGGAUAUAGUUAUUGAGUAUGAAUACUAAUUUAUCUGUAACCACAAUAUUUAGUCGAUCUUAGAUUUAUCAAUCUUUUGCUUGAAGCUAAAUUUGCAGUUUAUUUUUUAAGUGAUAAUAUUAAAUAAAUUAUCUUAAUAAUCGUCGGAUUUUAUAAACCAUUUUUGUUAUUUGAUAUUAAAAUACCAUUUAACAUUUUUAUCAAAAAAAUUGUAGCGUAGCAUUUGUCUAGAAAGUUUAAGGAAUGUCGUGAAUAACCUUUGUUGUAU